Molecule: messenger RNA, 816 nt
Organism: Eruca vesicaria subsp. sativa (arugula)
Lineage: Eukaryota; Viridiplantae; Streptophyta; Magnoliopsida; Brassicales; Brassicaceae
Source: the annotation of a GenBank genome assembly
AUGAACAACAACAACAAGAAGCUCUCUGUAAGAAACAAAACUCGUUCCAAGAACACCAACUUGAUCACAAGACAAAAGACCAUUCUCAAGAAGGCUUUAGAGCUCUCAAUCCUCUGCGAUAACGAAAUCUGUGUCAUCCAUUACGAUCGUGAAGGAAAUCUCGUCGAAACUUACCCUGAAGAACAGAGCAAAGUGGAAGACAUUCUCGGGAGUUAUAACAGUUUAGGCGACAGAGAAAAACUCAAGAAAAACACGAAUCUUUCUCAAUUCUGUAACAAGAAACUCGCUGACGAGAAGAAAAGAUCUCUUACCAACGCAGAGGAACACAAGAAGUUCACAAAGAAAGUUGGAGAGUUCGAGGGUUCUUUGUUCGAUCAGUUUCAUAUAUUACAAGACAGGUUUCGUGACCUUCAUCAGACCACAGCCGAGCGUGAUCAGAGCCCUUGUCUUGGUGUAAUCUCUGAAAAAGAUCACAACUUUCCGGCGUCUUCUUCUGGCUUCUUCCUCCCCAAUGACUUGUCUUCUUCACUAAUCGAGGAGAAUCCAUUGAUGAAUUUUGGUCCGUACGAUCUUGAUCAUCAACAACAAGAGACAGGAUCGUUAAUGAAUCUUCUCAUGAGUGGUGAUCAUCAUGUGUCAACAAGUACCGAUCAACAAUACCUCCUGAGCCCUCCUGCUUCUUCCUCAAACGUAUGUUCGUUGAAUCAUCAGAGCAAAUUCUCUGUCUUUGUGUUUAACCACGAAACGGCUACGUUUACUCAACUUCCCAACUCUGUUUCUUCAAGCUUCGACCAAGGGUUGAUUGGCACUUAUUGA